Messenger RNA from Aspergillus pseudonomiae, 2192 nucleotides. RefSeq lists its product as uncharacterized. NCBI's taxonomy places the organism in Eukaryota, Fungi, Ascomycota, Eurotiomycetes, Eurotiales, Aspergillaceae. The transcript has a single exon. Bases 450 to 1859 code for a protein of 469 amino acids. Gene Ontology annotation, molecular function: oxidoreductase activity. The record is from RefSeq and is a predicted model, not a curated record.
ACGGAACUUAUUAGAAGGAACUAUGUCUACAUUGAUCACUAAGACAGAGGAACUGAUUUUACAUACUGCACAGUUCAUUUACUGGUAUUGACUUUUUCCUAGUUCACUCGAAGAUGGUGCUUUCGUCAAAAGGUGGCACAAAUCAUAAAGUUUCCGGCGAACAGGGUAUUUCUGACAUGUCCCACUGAAAUGACUGCUCAAGGCUGCGCUUGUCAUCUAUUCAGUACCAUGGAUAGUCAUGCUGACUGCGCCGGUUCCUGCUGCACAGUAGGGCUGGUGCACCACCGUCAGCGGACGAAAGAGGAAUUUAGCUAUUGGUGCCCUCAGGUCUAAAAUGUUUUAAAAUGAACCGACACGUGUGUUUACCUUCCAUAUAAAAAGAUCCAUUACCCUCCUCCACAACCCACCUUUCUGUCGCGUUCCGCUGCGUCGCACUUGAACUACCCACAAUGCCCCUCUCGUUGUGCACCCCCUGGCGCCUCCUACACGCCAUACUUCUCCUAAUCGCCCUCGUACAAGCCCAGUCACUCUCAGAAGAAGAGUUCACUGCUGAGAACAUAAUAACACGUGAUGUGUGUAUCCUCGGCGGCGGCGCAACAGGCGCAUACGCGGCGAUCCGCCUAAAAGACAUGAACAAAAGUGUAGUCGUCGUCGAACGCAACUCACGGCUCGGCGGGCAUGCCGAAACGCUCUACGUGGAGAACGGCGGCCAUGUCGAUUACGGCGUGCAGGGCGUCUUCAACACCAAUCUAUCAAGGGAUUUCUUCACUCGCCUCGGCGUGCAAUGGAAACCGCUGACCCCAGGUUCCCUCGUUAACAAAUACGUGAACUUCAAAACCGGACAGGAGGUUCCCCCUCCAGCUGGCGUUGUAGACACCGUCGCCGCCCUCCUUGUCUACUGGUCUGCUAUCCAGAAAUUCGACUACCUGAAAGACGGCGUCUACAACCUCCCUGACCCCGUGCCGGAAGAGCUCCUCUGGCCGUUUAGCCAGUUCGUCGAGAAAUACAAGUUCGAAGGGGCGCUAAACGUGAUAUACACGUUCGCAAAUGCGUUGGGGGAUAUGCUCACCACCCCGACACUAUAUGUCAUCCAAGCAUUCGGCAUCGCACAUAUAGACAUCUUCCUACAGGGAGGAUACAUCACGCCGAACAACGGGAUGUAUGAACUCUACCGCAAGGCCAGUGAGGUCCUCGACGCGGACGUUCUAUACAACAGCAAAGCCACUCACACCAGACGCUCAGACACUGGAAUCAAGAUACUCACGCAAGACACGUCGGGAAAGAAAACACUCAUCGAAGCGAAAACGCUCCUCGUCACCAUCCCCCCGACUCCCGAGAAUCUGAAAAGCCUCGACCUCGUCCCAGAAGAAAGAUCACUCUUCGCCAAGCUCUUCUGGAAAACAUACUACGUUGCUGUCCUCAAGAACACGGGAAUCCCCAACGACAUCAACGUCCAGAACAUCGACCCGGAUGAGAAACCGGGCAAUCUCCCGCGCGCCCCCUUCCAGUGGGCGCUCCAGGAUAUGGGUCCCAAUAACUAUCUCGCAAGUAAAAUCGUCGGGGAUAUGAACUUCACGGACUCGCAGGCCUGGGAACUCAUUAUGGGGGAUUUACACCGCAUGGCGACGGCGGGGACGUUUGUUAUUCGGGAGGAUUGGGAGAUGGCGGUGUUUGGGAGCCAUGUUCCGACGUCGAUGAUGGUGGGGGUGGAGGACGUACGGGAUGGGUUUUACAGGAAGGUUUAUGGGUUGCAGGGUCAGAGGAGCACGUUUUGGACGGGGUUGACUCUUGCUUCGGAUUAUUCGGCUUUGUUGUGGCAGUAUACGGAUUCUGUUGUGGGGAAGAUGUUUGGAGGGUGAGGAUUGGACAGUUGGGAUGGCGUCGUGGCUUUCGGCGGUUUGACCAAGUUCGGUGUUGAUGUUUGAUAUGCGGUAAUUCGCUAUACCCGAAUCUGGAUUCGAUUUUACGUACCACAUGAGACCGUCCUCUGCUUGUAGAGAAAAGACGUAUUGAAUCGCUGAGUACAGCAUCAAUAGCAGGAAAUUUGGAUCUGGACUGCGUGGAGGUCGUGAGUGACAUGAACCGGUGGAUAGAGUCCUCAGUCUAUCUAAGUCACAUCGCAUGAUGCUCCUUUAACAGGGUUCAUCCUUGUAAAUUAUCGUAUGGACAACAUGUACUACGAUGUCAUCCAG